This is a messenger RNA of Closterium sp. Naga37s-1, 1935 nucleotides long. The record is from the annotation of a GenBank genome assembly. NCBI's taxonomy places the organism in Eukaryota, Viridiplantae, Streptophyta, Zygnematophyceae, Desmidiales, Closteriaceae.
AUGAACGAGUUCGGCGCGGGGUUCGCGGGCAUUCUGAGCCGCAAGGGGCACGAGAACCCCACCUUCAACGACUGGAACGCCGUGCUCGUCGUCUACUGCGACGGCGGGCUCUACGCCGGCUCGCGCGGCGCUUACACCGCCAACCUGACGAGCCCGUUCUUCCUCGAAGGCCACGCCUCGCUCGCCAGCGUCAUUCACGACCUGCGGUUGCGCGGGCUGGGCUCGGCGCGCAACGUGCUGUUCAGCGGAUGCUCCGCGGGCGCGCAGGCCGUGGCGAUGACGUGCGACGCCAUGGCGCGCGCGCUGCCGUCCGCCUCCGUCAAGUGCCUCAUGGACGCGGGCUUCUUCCUCGACACGCCGGACAUCCAGGGGCGGCUGACGUGGCGGCAGAGCGUGGAGCGGCUGUUCAAGUUCCACCGCAUGGGGCUGGGCGUUCCCCCUGCCUGCCGGCAAGGGUCUUCAAGUUCCACCGCAUGGGGCGGGCGUCCCGCCCGGCCGCCGGCAAAGUCAGUGCGCGUGUGGGUGGGAACCCAUCUUCGAGUCAUCUCGCAUGGGGCUAGGCAUUCGCCCCUCGCCUCCCCUCCACUCUCCGUUGCCCCACACGUUCUUUCUAUCCCCCCUACACCUACCCAGCACCACACCUUCUCCAGCGAACGUGCAGCCGCCAUUGAAGUGUUUACUUACGAGUCCAACCUGCCCUUCCUCCGCUCGCUGCUGCUCAUCAAUAUUACCUUGCCUUACCCCACACCCUGCUUCUCUUCUCUCUCUCUCCCACCCUCACGCCUCCUCCCCUCCUCCCCUCCUCCUCCCUCCCCAUUCCCCUUCCUCCCCCAUUCCCUUUUCCCCCACAGCACACGCACAGGAGCCAUGGAAGUGCCUACUCCCGCAGUACAACCUGCCAUUCCUCCGCACGCCCCUCAUGGUCCCCGCUCUGCCCCGCACCCUACCGCUCUCCACCUCUACCAGAGCCGGCUGGCACGGACAGUGCUGGGAAUCCAGCGGGUGAAGCGGCAGCAGGGCGUGUGGUUUGAGUCGUUUCUUAUGAACUCUACAUCACAUUGUUCCGCGGUGUAUGGGGAGUGGGUGGGCAAGGUGGACGUGCUGGGUAGGCAGCUGCCGAGGGUGGUGGAAGAGUGGUUCUUCCAUGGGAAGAGGGGCGGGGCCGGGGUGCCGGGUGGUGCGGGGGCGGGGACAGGUGGUGGCGGGGCGGGGAAGAGUGGAGUUGGGGCGGGGGCAGGUGAUGUGGGCUCGGGGGCAGGAGGUGUGGGAAAAGGUGGUGCAGGGGGGGCGGGCAAGGCAGCGGGAAGCGUCCCCACGAGACCAGUGGGGAGCAAAGGGGGGUGGGCGGGAGGGAGGCAAGGGGGGCAAAAGCCGAAGGCUCCUGGCGUGCAGGCAGGCAGUGCAGGCCCAGGGAAAGUGCCCGGGACAGGGGGUGCCGCGAAGAUGCCCGGGACAGGGGGUGCCGUGAAGGCGCCCGGCACAGGGGCGGCUGAUCAGAUGGGGACGGGGGGAAGGCAGGGGGGAGAGAAGGGCGCGGGGGGAGCGGCAGGGAAGGGGCAGCAGCAGCAGGGGGCAGGAAAGAGCGCCGUGAAACGGCCUGGGACUGGCAUUGGGAAGGGGCCUGGAGUGGGGGCAGGGGCAGGGAAGGCGCCGGGAGGGCAGAGAGGGGCACUGUGGCCUGGUGUGAGGGGGGUGAGAGGCAAGGGGCGAGGUGGGCUGGCUGGGACGAGCAGUGAGGAGCAGAUGGGGGGGAGACGGCAUGGAAGAGGGGGGAAGAGUGGGAGGAAAGGAAGGAAGAGUGGGAAGAGGAGAGGAGGGAAGAGUGGGAGGAAAGGAGGGAAGAGUGCGGGGAGGGGAGUUGGUAGCAAAGAGGGGGGAAGGCGGAGUGAGGCGCGUAACAGUGGGCCUGAAACAGUGAUAGUGACUGAGGAAUGA